Mytilus trossulus (common blue mussel) is the source of this 2633-nucleotide messenger RNA. RefSeq names its product toll-like receptor 4. The transcript is spliced from 2 exons. Gene Ontology annotation, molecular function: transmembrane signaling receptor activity; protein binding. The record is from RefSeq and is a predicted model, not a curated record. NCBI's taxonomy places the organism in Eukaryota, Metazoa, Mollusca, Bivalvia, Mytilida, Mytilidae. Gene Ontology annotation, biological process: toll-like receptor signaling pathway; immune response; inflammatory response. The coding region runs from base 114 to 2429 and encodes 771 amino acids. Gene Ontology annotation, cellular component: plasma membrane.
GUUUAUAUGAAAGUACAAAAUAUAUUGUGGUCUACAUUUAUACAAGUUUUAUAUACAAAUUGUCUUGAAGUUUACAUGAACAUAUGACAAACAGAUAGGCCAAAUCAAACACAAUGAAUGCAGUCAUAUAUACCGAGCUGAUACUGAUUCUGUUCAGCAGUAAUUUUCUAUAUAUCAACAAUGCUACACUGUGGAACUAUCAAUUGAAUUUCACCUGUGAAAAGUACUACAAGAAAGGAGAACUUGAAAUUGACUGUUCACAUAAAAAUCUUACACAUAUUCCUGAUUUACCAUUGGACACAGUCUAUCUCAAUUUACAACAUAACCUCAUAAUCCGAAUACCAAACGGAACUUUCGUACACAUGACUUAUCUAAAGGUACUGGACUUAUCAUUCAACAGGCUUACAUCGAUGAAUGACAAAACAUUCAAUGGACUUGGAAACCUGAAGAAUCUAAAAUUGAAUAAUAACAAGAUGACAGAAAUGGCAAAUAAAACCUUUCAAUAUAUGACCUGUCUUACUAAUCUGGAUCUAUCGUUCAACACACUGGUGAGAAUAAGUUUAAAAACAUUCGUAGGACUUCAAAAUCUGCAAAAUCUUCAUCUGAAUGACAAUAAACUACAAUACAACAUAUCAACAUUUCCAACAGGAAGUUUUAAACAUUUUGAAUCGCUCAAAAGGCUUUCUAUUCAAGACAACAAUUUUUCGCCCAAAAUAUUUAAUAGUAUAAUUUUUCCAGAUAAAACAAUUUCUGAUUUAACAAUGCUUGAAACUUUAGAACUGGAUGUUAGCACUGGUUUCGGUGAUAAAGCAGUCCUUGGGAAUGGGUUCUCCUACCUCAAACACCUUUAUUCACUCAAUGCUUGCAACUGUCAAACAUUUAUUCUAGAAAGUGACACGUUCAAGAACACACCAAAUUUAGAACAGGUAUAUUUCAACCAUUGUUUGCUUCAAGUAUACGGACACAAACAUGAAGAAUUUUCGAAAUUAAUGAAGCUGAAAGUAUUACAACUAAAUGAAUGGCUUUCGUAUAGUCCAGAUUUGGAUGAACAUGAACUGCUUGCUUUAAUUUUUGGUUUGUCAAAUACAACCAUUGAAAUACUGAAAAUGCAUUAUCUUUUCAAUUCAUUUCACUCAGUCUCUCUUUCAAACAUACUGAAUAAUAUAAGUGUUGUAUUGAAUAAAACACCUAUUCAAGAACUGCAUUUUACAAAUAAUUUAAAUGUACACUUUAAUGAAUUGGAUAUGCCUGUAAAAGUGCCACCAAGCCUUAAAACUCUUAAUAUUAGUGAUAAUUCUUUGGAGGCCUUAAAACUUGACAUUAAACAAGUAACAUCCUUAAAUCUAGAAGAUAACAGACUAGGAAAUUAUUUAGCAAAUAAUAGCCUUUUGAUACAAGAUAGUAAACUGGAGUAUAUAGAUCUGUCAAACAACUCUAUUCACAAACUUCAUACUACAAUUUUCAUAGGACAAAAGUACCUCAGAAUUAUUGAUUUAAGAUCUAAUUUUCUGACCGAUAGUAACUUCGAGAUGAGUUCUCUGGAAAAUUUACACAUUUUAGAUCUCAAAAACAAUAAAAUAAAAUAUUUGAGUGACCAAUCAAGAAUGGAGCUAGACAAAGUUUUUAAGAACAAUGGAAAUGCUAAAAUAGACUUCAGUAAUAACCUUCUUCAAUGUAGCUGUUUUACCUUGCCUUUUUUGAACUGGAUGAGACUAAGUCAGAAACAUUUUAUCAAUUACAAACAGUUCAGAUGUACAUUUGAAAAUGGAAGUUUUUCAAAGCCGAAUUCUUUUGAAGAAGUAUUACUUAAUCUACAGAGAGAUUGUACAAAUCAUUUGUAUUUGAUAAUAAGCGUUUCAUUUUCUGUUUUGGCUUUAAUAGCAGUAUUAUCAGCAGCAGUUAUUUAUAGACACAGAUGGAAACUGCGUUACUUAUUUUACACAGCAAAAUUAAAGUAUACAUCUCACAGGAACAUGGAAGAAAAUUUGAACGUAUAUGUUAACGAUGCUUUUAUAUCUUACUCUGAAAAUGAUUGUAAAUUUGUCAUUGAAGAAUGCAUCAAACAUCUUGAAGAAAACGGAAAUAUGAAAUUAUGCAUACAUCAGCGAGAUUUCAUACCAGGGGAAGAGAUAACACAAAAUAUCAUCAGUGCUAUUCAAAACAGCCGGAAAACUAUAUGUAUUAUCAGCCGAUCUUUUCUUGAAUCUUAUUACUGUAUGUUUGAAUUCAACAUGGCAAGAAUGGAAAGUAUUCAUUCAAGGAAUGGAAAAAAUGUGUUAUUUCUUGUUUUUUAUGAGAGGUUGCUACCAGAAGAGUUACCUCUAGUUUUAUAUGACCUAAUACAGAAACAGUCCUACAUUGAAUACCCCAAUGAUGAGCACGGCAAUGUCAUUUUCUGGGACAAAAUUAAAGAUGCAAUACAUACAUGAUUAGACAAAAAUACUUUUGUAUAUGAGCAAACAGGACUCUUUAGAACAUAGUGUAAAGACACACCUAUAUUGAGCUCUUGAUGUAUGUUUGAUUCUUCAAAUUGGGUUGCAGUUAGUGAUUUGUUUUUUUCUCAUUUAAUAAUUCAUUUCAAAUUAAUCUUAUGUACAUAGAUAAGGAAACAUUUACCUAUAAUACAAUAAAAU